Strongylocentrotus purpuratus (purple sea urchin) is the source of this 975-nucleotide messenger RNA. RefSeq lists its product as uncharacterized. The record is from RefSeq and is a predicted model, not a curated record. Bases 113 to 493 code for a protein of 126 amino acids. NCBI's taxonomy places the organism in Eukaryota, Metazoa, Echinodermata, Echinoidea, Camarodonta, Strongylocentrotidae. The transcript has 4 exons.
UUUCCAAUCUGCUACCGUGAGGCUAUACCAGGCAGUUCCGCUACCAAGCAAGGCACCAUUUCUAAUCUGCUACCAAGAGGAUAUACCAGGAAGACCCGCUACCAAGCAAGAGAUGGCCAAUGCUAGUGCUAUAAUCAUCACCGAUUCUCUCAAUCUUAAGAUCACUGCGAAGAUUCCGCUCGGAAAUAUCAAAACCCUCUUCGUCGAUCUUGGCUUCGAUCUCGUAGACAUCGAGAAGAGGGAUGUCGCGACUCAUUCAAAGAACGAUUUAAUUACCGCUCUCCUGACCGCGUGGAAGACUAAACAUGGCAACGGUUUGGACCAGGCCGAGACUCUGAAGCAUGUCAUGAAGGAAAAUGGCGUCGACGAGGCCGUGAAGUUGAUACAAGCAGCUAUUGACAAGGUCAUUCCACCUGCAGUUACGGGCCUACUGCCUGACGCUACCGCGUUGCCAACAUCAACAAACGAAAAAAACAGCCCAAUGAAACACUAGACAUCUUUAAAAUUCAUCGGCAUUCCCCCUUUCUCUUUCUAAAAUUACGAAGGAAACUUGACGCAAUUUUCCGGAGUUUUUGAGGGGUGCAUUUUUACUUUUUAAACAAAGAUUGUUCCUGACAACCUCAAAGCUUGCCCGAUGUUUGCUCGAUAUAGCAACAAGCAAUGAUGUAUGCAGACUGGAUUCCAAGUAUUGUAGUUUAUUCAUUAAUACCAGAUAAAUGGAUUAAUAAGUUCGUGACUAGGUCGCCAGGAAAGAAACUUUGAAGAUUGUUCGUAGACCGGUCUAUUGUCGUACAAUCCCCUGCAUCCCAAUAUGUGAUCAAAAUACCAACGACUCUUUCAGGGGGUGCUGCAGCAUCCCAAAUCUUUGCACCCAGCUCCAUUUCCUCUUAUUGUAUUCGGUAUUCGCGUCAAUGAAGGCAUCGAUUCUUUUCUGUAAUAUGGAUUGAAAAUAUUUUCUGUACUGAUUUCCUUGAC